This is a messenger RNA of Charadrius vociferus (killdeer), 264 nucleotides long. Its product is annotated as keratin-associated protein 17-1-like. Bases 1 to 264 code for a protein of 87 amino acids. The record is from RefSeq and is a predicted model, not a curated record. NCBI's taxonomy places the organism in Eukaryota, Metazoa, Chordata, Aves, Charadriiformes, Charadriidae. The transcript has a single exon.
AUGUGCUCCCGCCAGGACAAGGACCAGUGCCACCGGCAAGAGCGAUCCUCAUGCCACGGCGGUGAAGGGUGCCACGGGAGCAGCGGUGGAUCUGGAUGCCACAGGAGCAGUGGCGGAUCCGGAUGCCACAGGAGCAGUGGUGGAUCCGGAUGCCACGGGAGCAGCAGUGGAUCUGGAUGCCAUGGGAGCAGCAGGGGAUCCUGCCACGGAAAGCCACAAGAUUGCCAGCAGCAAAUCUACCAAGUAUCCUCAAAGAUGAAGUGA